UGGUAAGAGGUCUGUGUAAGCGCAUCCAUCUUCUCAAUUCCGUACCCUCAUUUCCGCCCUCUCGCUGGCCACCGCUGCUGGCCGCCGCCGUCGCACGCGGCGCAUUCGGUGUCAAUUUGUUUGGGGAGUGCUGUGACUCGACAGAUAGUUCUUCCUCUGAUAGAAUCUGAAUCCUGUUGAAGGCUUGGCAACGGAGCUAGUGGAGGUAGGGGAAAGAAGCGGAGAAAGUGGAAUCUUCAUUGAUUUUUGAGUUGAGGUACACCACUGAUGUCUGUCAAUGCAUAUGAUAAAUCAAAGUUGAUGGAUGAUACGGAUGAGGAUAAUGAACCCUUAGUUUUUAGAAGGAAUAAUGCUUCGGCAAAAAGAAGCCAAUCCAUUUCGGACACAAAGAAAUUAUUAGGGAGGUCAACAUCUGAUGGACGAUCUCAAAAUGGUCAAAGUUCUGUAGCUCCUCACAGUAAGAUAGUCUCUUCCAACAAGGCACAACCAGUUAAAUCUUCUUUGGCUACCCCAAAAUCAUAUAAUUCAGCCAAGUCAUUAUCAGUUAAGUCUUCUGAGGUGAAUUCAAGGCCUUCAACUUCAGCAACAGAUCCGUCCAACUCUUGUAGGCACCAGUUUAAAGAUGAGAAGCCAUUGGAUGAAGCCACUGAUGAACCAAAUAUGGAUUCAGAAGAUUCUGAAGAUAAUAGGCCCCUUGGUGCUAGGCUCAAGGCUGGCCUGUCAAAGGUCAACUCUAACAAUGUCAGCAGAGGACCAAAUACUUCGAAGUUGAAUCCAAAGGCCAAGGCCCCCAAAGUUGAAGAGCCUGAUGAUGACUUACCCUUGUCAUCUAAAUUUGAAGGUAAAUCUUAUGUUGAAAAAUCCACCAACAGGCCACAUAAUACUGGUGAUAGAAAACCGUUAUUGGCCAAAUGCGGUGAAAAUGGUUCUACCAUGAUUGAAAAGAAACCUUCAACUAUGUUGAAGAAGAGAGUAGCAGAUGUUGUAAAAUCUGAAGGCGAGUCUUGUGUAAAAAAAACCAAGAUUACUGAAUCAUCUACAUCCUUUAAAUCUGAAAUUAAAGAAGAAGACGAUGAGGAUCAUGUCCCUAUAUCACAAAGAAUGAAGAAAUCUACAUUGUCGUCAGAAAAUAAACCAUCAUCUGCAAAAAGCAUGUCAAGAUCUGUAUCUGCAACAUCAAAGAAAAUAAAUAAGAAACCGAAGAAAUUUAUGAAAAAUUCAAAGUAUUGCAAGUCAUCAAAGGUUUCUCCGAGUUCUGGUGACGGGCAGAAGUGGACUACUUUGGUUCACAAUGCGGUGAUUUUUCCCCCUCCAUACAAACCUCAUGGGGUAAAGAUGCUCUACAAAGGAAAGCCUGUUGAUUUAACACCAGAACAGGAAGAGGUGGCAACAAUGUUUGCAGUUAUGCUUGAUACUGAAUAUAUGACUAAACCCAAGUUCAAAGAAAACUUUAUGAAUGAUUGGCGGAAAAUACUGGGAAAGAAUCAUGUUAUUCAGGACUUGGAAAAUUGCGAUUUCACUCCGAUAUAUGAAUGGCAUCAGAGAGAAAAGGAAAAAAAGAAACAGAUGAGUUCUGAGGAGAAGAAAGCAAUAAAAGAGGAGAAACUAAAGCAAGAAGAGAAGUAUAUGUGGGCUAUUGUUAAUGGUGUAAAAGAGAAGGUUGGUAACUUCAGAGUUGAGCCACCUGGGUUGUUUCGUGGCCGGGGUGAACACCCAAAGAUGGGGAAGCUGAAAAAGCGAAUUCGUCCAUGUGAUAUCACUUUAAAUAUUGGAAAGGAUGCUCCAGUCCCCGAGUGUCCUAUCCCUGGCGACAGCUGGAAAGAAGUGAGGCAUGACAAUACAGUAACAUGGUUGGCAUAUUGGAAUGAUCCCAUUAAUCCAAAGGAGUUCAAAUAUGUGUUCCUGGCAGCAAGCAGUACCUUGAAAGGACAGAGUGACAAAGAGAAAUAUGAGAAAGCCAGGCUCUUAAAGGACUAUAUUCAAGGUAUACGAGCAGCUUAUACCAAAGAUUUCACGAGUAAAGAUCCUGGGAAAAAGCAGAUAGCAGUCGCAACCUAUCUGAUUGACAAACUAGCUCUUAGGGCAGGCAAUGAGAAGGAUGAUGAUGAAGCUGAUACAGUUGGUUGCUGCACAUUAAAAGUUGAAAAUGUUGAACCAGUGCCUCCAAAUAUCUUGAAGUUUGAUUUCCUUGGUAAAGAUUCUAUAAGGUAUCAGAAUGAUGUUGAGGUUGAGACUGCUGUGUUCAAGGCUAUCCAGCAGUUCCGAAGUGGUAAAAAAGGUAGCGAUGACUUGUUUGACAGACUUGAUACGAGCAGAUUAAAUUCUCAUUUAAAAGAACUGAUGCCUGGUCUCACAGCCAAAGUCUUCCGUACAUACAAUGCAUCAAUUACAUUGGAUGACAUGUUGAGCAGGGAGACGAAGGGUGGAGAUGUUGCCGAGAAAGUAGUAGUUUAUCAACAUGCAAACAAGGAGGUUGCAAUCAUCUGUAACCAUCAACGAACUGUCUCAAAGUCUCACAGUGCUCAGAUGUCACGCUUAAAUGAAAAGAUAGAAGAACUAAAGGGUGUCCUGAAAGAACUGCAGACGGAUUUGGGAAGAGCAAAGAAAGGUAAACCCCCAUUGAAGAGUGCUGAUGGGAAGCCGAAGAAGAAUUUGAAUCCUGAUGCAUUGGAGAAAAAGAUAUCUCAAACCACAGCCAGGAUUGAAAAAAUGGAACGAGACAAGGAGACGAAAGAAGAUUUAAAAACUGUGGCAUUGGGCACGUCGAAGAUCAACUACCUCGAUCCUAGGAUCACAGUCGCAUGGUGCAAGCGCCACGAAGUUCCCAUUGAAAAGAUAUUCAACAAGUCUCUUCUGGCAAAAUUUGCAUGGGCAAUGGACGUCGAUCCAAGUUUCAGGUUCUAACAACUGUUGUCGCCAUCCGUCACCGAUGUAGCACAGGAGCCAUAAUGCGGUGCCAAGUAAUAUUCAUUCAUUCCUGCAAAAAUCCCUUAAUCAAGAACUUGCAAUCUGAUUUAAAGUAUGGGCUGACCCAGUUAAUUUAAUUAUGUUAUAUCAAUAUGAGAAUUAUUCUUCAGCAAACUGCACACUCCCAUUUGGUUCUAUAUAUAUAUAUGUAUGAUAAUCUUGAUGGUUUGAAAUCAAUAGUGAAGAAUUUUAUUAAAGGGAAUUGGGAAAUUGGAGAUCAAUGUUGAUUUAUUCCA
Molecule: messenger RNA, 3203 nt
Organism: Andrographis paniculata
Lineage: Eukaryota; Viridiplantae; Streptophyta; Magnoliopsida; Lamiales; Acanthaceae
Product: DNA topoisomerase 1 alpha-like
Exons: 16
Coding region: 268-2904 (878 amino acids)
Biological process (GO): DNA replication; DNA topological change; chromosome segregation
Cellular component (GO): chromosome; nucleolus
Molecular function (GO): DNA topoisomerase type I (single strand cut, ATP-independent) activity; DNA binding
Source: RefSeq, a predicted model, not a curated record